CCGCCUCAAAAAGUAAUGCAAAAAUGGUAAUGGUAUCAGAACGUGAACAGCUCGCCUGUCUUGUACAACAGUGGAAUGAGAAUCGUCUUGAUUUAUUUCAUCUCUCCUAUCCAACAGAAGAUCUUGAGGUCGAAGGUGUCAUGCGGUUCUAUUUUCAGGACGGCGGUGAAAAAGUGCUAACAAAAUGCGUCCGUGUCUCGUCAACAGCUACAACACGUGCAGUAGUUGAUGCACUUUCAGAGAAAUUUCUGCCAGAUCUUAAAAUGUUAUCAAAUGAUACAUAUUCACUGUGGGAAGUACAUGAAAAUGGAGAAGAACGGAAAUUAUUGGAUGAGGAAAAGCCAUUAGUUGUACAAUUACAAUGGCAUAAAGAUGAUCGAGAAGGACGCUUUUUGCUGAAAAAAGAUGCGGCGCCACCGGUUUCUCUUUUGAAUCUCCAAGAAGCCGAUCAGAAAAAUACCCGAUUCGCAAAAAAGAAGGAUAAAGAGCCGAAAAAGAAAAAUCAAAAAAAUUUUGUACAAGUAAACGGAGGACGAGAAGAAGCGCAAUCUCAAGAUGAUAUCUAUAAACAAGUACCAUUUAAUACAUUCACCCGAACUAUAUCUAAUCCAGAAGCUGUUAUGAGAAAACGGAGGGAAAAGAAAUUGGAGACGAAAUUGAAGGAAAUGAUGUUUGGCGGAAGUCUCAAAGUAUACGGUGGAGAAAUUGUGCCAACUCGUCCAUAUGUCUCAAUAUUGGCUGAAAUCAACGAAAAUGCUGAUAGAAUUUUGGGUGCUGCACUGGAAAAGUAUGGAUUGGAACAUUCGAAAGAUGAUUUUAUUCUUGUUGAGGUAUCCAACGACGAUGACCGCAAAAGUAUGUCAGACCUCCGUGAAAUCGACGGACGGCCCAUUCCACCAACAGAGUGCCCGCUUUUCGAGAUGACUGCUCGAAGUGGAAACGGCGAGAAUGGAUUCGAUUCGUUUUUGGCGAUCAAGCGGAAACCGCAUGAUUAUCAAGUCCCCUCCACCUCAGUUGUUGCUCCAUCAUCAGUCACCCUACCAAUGUCUCCAUUAACAUCACUUCCACCACAAAUUCACAAUCUUCCAGUGCUUAUUGUGAUGAAUAAUGAUGGUCACUUGUCAACACACCGAAUAACGUUACACGAGGGAGUAACAGAGGUUGGAAGUGACAGUCAAAUGUCCAAUUUCUCACAGCAUAAUAUUUAUCUCGAUGGUCCGGAUAUUCGUGGACGCCACGCGGCAAUCGCUUUCAUGGAAGGCGUCGUCACACUAACACCAUCCACUCGUGAUGCCUACCUAGAGGUGAACGGCCAUCAACUGAUGCAGACGGAGAUCCUCCGGGACGGUGAUCACAUUCGCAUCGGAGCCGAUCAUUCGUUCAAGUUUAGCACGUCGUCGUCACAAGCAAAUCAGAUUAACAGUACUAAUAUCAGCAACUCGAACCAACGACACUUCCAACAACAGACAUUUUAUCCGGAAAUGGCUGAUUCACGAGCUUCAACUGCCAGGUGUGCACCAUCGGAUUACUGUAGUCUACCACAACAGAACGAUUAUUAUCCGCCGAGCAUGUCCGGCUCAUCAGUCUCAUCAUCACGGCAGGAGGAUCUUAUGAUGCAUUCCAAUAAUAACAUCCUGCCACCGUACUCUACAAAAUCCGCGCAGGAACCCCUCCAACUGCCGCUCUCAAUUCAAAUCGGCGACUACAAUGUAUGGGAUUUCCUGGCCGAAGUGAUGUCGAAUCGUGCGGCAACCUCAUCGGAAAUGUCCACAUUCCGCCUAUCGCCUGCCUACUCUCUCUACCUGGCACUUCGAUCAUUCCACACACACAAUAAACCGUACUCUGUGCAAUUCUUCUCACGGAUCGAGUCGAAUUUCAAGCAAAUCGCUCAGGAAUGCUCGUCGAAGGAUGAUCUGAUCUUUUGGCUUGCCAACGCAUCGGAAUUCAAUCAUCUUGUCGAGCGGGACACUGAGCUGAAAGCGUCGAGAUAUGGCAAAAUAUCUGUGGAAAUUGAGAGAAUAUUCCGGCGAUUGGUUGCAGUGCUUCAAAGUGUCAUCCGUCCGGCGGCGCGGGCUCUGUUGGACAUUCAUCUGAAUGAUCACGACGCGACCGGCGAUGUGAUUCAUCUUCUCGACACCACGAUGCGCCAGGCGAGAAUUUGUGGUCUCAACGCGGCGCUCACAAUUCAACUGUGCGGGCAUCUCCUCCACAUGGUCAAUGCCUUUGUGUUCAACAGCUUGGUCUCAGUCAACCUUCCAGCUGCCCAGUUGAAUACUCGCCUCGGAAAGUGUCUUCAGUAUCGGAUAGAGUCGAUUCACAGAUUCUGCGAACGAAUGGGCGUCGAGAUGGCCGCCGAGUGCCAUUUGGAUAGAUCCCGUCAGGCCGCUAACCUUCUCGCCACGCAGAAGAAUGAUGUUGCCGCGUUGGGAUCGACGUGCUAUAAGCUGAACAGCCUCCAAGUGGUUCAUAUCCUGUCGGGAUUCGAACCAGACGACGGCGAGAUUCCAUGUGACGAUGACGUCGUUGAUCGGAUCUGUAGACUCGCUGAAAAACAGGCGGAUAAGCUGACGUUGGAGGAUGGGCAGCGCGUGACACUGGAGGAGUCCGACGAGCUGAACCUUCCGUUCCUGAUCCCUCAGGAUGGUUACUUUGUCGAGCAGUUCCGAACGGUGCCAGAUGGUCUUUGGCAGUACUUGCAGCAACUUCAGCAUAGGCGCCUCUGUCAUACGGUGUCGCUUACACCGGCACCGCCGGCUGCGAUGACCCAUUCGAUGCAUGCGAUGCAUAUUGGAGCAAGCGAUGCUCAUUAUCAUCAGCAUCAGCAUCAGCAGCAGCAGAACCCGAUUGUGAGAAGUGUGUCGCAGACUACACUGACCAGUAUUCCGACUACACAAUUUGGCGACAGUUUUGGAAGUGCCGUGUCGGAUACGAUAUCGAAGGUGACACUGCGGAAGAAUGGAGGAGGCAUCGGAUUGAGUAUUGUCGCUGCUCAGGGUGUUGGUGAUCGUCAAAUGGGAAUUUAUGUGAAGAAGGUUGUCGAAGGAACACCGGCUGCACACGAUGGACGACUCGAGACUGGUGAUCAGUUAUUGAGUGUUAACGGACAUUCGUUAAUUGGAAUUUCACAGGAAGACGCCGCCCGUCUCAUGACCCAAAGUGGAAACGAGGUGCAUUUCGACGUCCGGAAAAGAGCCGCUCACCGUAACGGGCUCAGCAAUUGGCUCGGAUCCCAAACACCGACAACUUCAAAUUUCAUUGCACCAUCUCCAUCUACAGUACCCCCGCCGAGUUAUUCACAUGUUGGACGGACUCCGUCUUAUGAUGGACAACCACCACCGAGUUAUAAUCACAGAAAUGGUGGAGCCAGCGGAGCAGGAGGAUCAUCUGGAAGAAAUAGUGCUUUCGUAGCACCACUUUCGAAUUCAUCAUCAAAUGCGUCGAGUAGUCAUAUGCAACAACACUAUGCUCAUCAUAAUAUGAUGCAUAAUGGCAAUUUGAGUGCUGCUCCGGGAGCUCCCGCGGGGGAUCCGAAACAUUAUCGAAGCUCGUCGGCUAGUGAUUUGCAGCACGAUCCAAACGCCUCAUUCUCUCAAUCAUCAAUGACUGGAAGUGCGAGAAGUUCAGUGUUUGACAAGCUUCCAUCUCACUACCGUCACUCGACACGGCCUACAGUAAUCCAGCCAACACGUCCAAGUGCUCAAUCUCCAUCGGCUCUUCGAAAAGCGGCCGCCGCCUCGCCGGUCAGCAAUCUGUACCGUCCGACGUCGGCGUCGAAUCUGUUUGCACCGCCCAGAAAUUCGGGCGGUCUCGUCGGAUAUUCGAGUAACGCGGCACGGGAGUCGACACAGGAUAUUCAUCGAGCGCUAAAUGACCUGGAACUCAACUCACCGCUCGCCAGAUCCACGCCGAAUGAGGAGUACCGUAUCCCGCCGCCUAGAGUACCUACAGUAACCUCCACCUCCUCCAACUAUGCCCCUCUUCAUUCUAUUCGACCGGCAAGCAUGUAUGGAUAUCAGAGCCCGAGCUCUUCUACUACAGUAAUCCCGGCUCCAAAAGGAGUGGCUUCUUCCUCUAAUAACACUUCUCCCCGAGUGAAUGUGACGUUGGGUGGAGCAUUGAGCUCAUCGAGAUCUCAUAAUAGUCUUUCACAGGAGCCAGCCAUUGUUAUCAGGCCUGUCGACCUGAAUAUGCCGAAAGCGACACCACCGGCGUCGAUUCGUGGAGCUGUGCCGACGGCGAUUACACAGGCUCUUCAACUUCAACCAAACGGCGGUGGAGCAGUACUUCGUCAGGUUCGGCCAGCAUCCGGGCUCCGCGAGCGACUUCAGGACGCUGAUGUUCGGAAUUUGGAGAAAACGAACACAGCACUGAUGAGCUAUGAAGCAGUGAAUGAGGAGCUCGAUCGACUCGACGCUAAGCAGAAUACGAUGACAAUUGACGAGCAACGGAGAUAUCGAGAGCUACUGAACGUUGUCGCCGAGCAGAGCCGAGCAAGGAAGCUGCUCUCGGAGAUCAGAUCACCACCUACAUCUUAUCAAGAACGUGAAAUUCCGAUUCAUGUGCAAAAAGAGCAGCAGCAGCACCGGCGGGAAACUGUGAUUGAUGAUAUUCCACACUCGAGCUCAAGUGUUGAGAAUGUGUCACCUGUGAGCCCGCCGGAAAGUCGAAAAGUUCAAUUUAUUGAUGAAGUUGUGCAGUAUCAGACGCCGACCAGCGGAGCCAAUCACGCUUUCUUUGAUGAUGUGCCGGUUUUGGAUUCGCCUGGGAUCGUCGGCACCAACGAAAUCUACCGUGAUCCCCGCCAACGUCGGCUCAACGAGCUCCAAGACCGCAAUCGCAGCUCGGAAAAUGGAGCGGCGGACGGCGCGAAGCUCGGCUUCCGCGACAAGCAGCGCCUAUUCGCACGGCAAAUCGGCGAGGACACGGCACCACGCCAACGAAUGAAUGAGAGCAGUGCUCAGCGGCUCAUUGAGACGGACAUUGCCGCCACCCCGCAAAAGCCAUAAUUCUUAUGUAUUUUUAAAGAAAAUUGUUUUUUCACAAAUUUUUGAACUCUCUUCCCUCCUAAUCGGUUAUUAUGUAUUUUAUGUUUUUUUUUCUUUGCUUCAAAAUAUUUGAAUAUUUCUCGCAUUUUCUCAUUUUCUUCUUCCUCUUUCACUAUAUUUUUUGUCUCAUAUAUUUUUACAUAUAUAUAUAUCUAUAUUUACAAAUUCCACGCCUCCUGCCUCCCCCCAUCACUCAACAAUUGGACCUAAAUUGUUUCAAACUCAACUAAAAAUUCAAAAAAUAAAAAUACUAGAAUAUUCUAUU
Messenger RNA from Caenorhabditis elegans, 5310 nucleotides. RefSeq names its product Afadin (gene afd-1). Gene Ontology annotation, biological process: animal gross anatomical part developmental process; signal transduction. Lineage: Eukaryota; Metazoa; Nematoda; Chromadorea; Rhabditida; Rhabditidae. The record is from RefSeq and is marked reviewed. Gene Ontology annotation, cellular component: cell-cell junction.